CAAGGGCCACCCACCAUCACUCCCUUCCCUCUUCCCUAACAACCCCCACAGCCCAACUAAACAACCUUCCUCACCUUUUUCCCCUUCAACCAUGUCAAAUGAAUCUCGAACUAUGUCCCAUGAAGAGCUCAUUGCCUCAAAUACAGCCUUGAAAGCACAAUUAGAGUACUUGGCUAAAGAGGUAGCCAAGCUUACAAAGAUGAAACUCAACGAGCUCCAAGGAAGUGACCGUGAAGAAGACGUUAGCUCUUGUGGAACCAUGAAACCUAAAGCCAAUGAAGGUUCUGACUUCAAAGUUGACAUUCCAACUUUUGAAGGGAAGAACGACCCGGAUGAGUUCCUCGAGUGGCUAGAAACAGUGGAACGCGUCUUUGACUUCAAAGAUGUUUCCAACGAAAAGAAGGUCAAGAUAGUGGCCUUAAAGUUCCGGAAGUAUGCAUCAACUUGGUGGACUAAUACGUGCACCAAGAGAAGAAGAAAUGACAAGGAACCGGUGUCCACGUGGGUAAAGAUGAGGUCCCUUCUAAAAAAGAAGUUUUUACCCGCCGAAUAUGUUCGUGAGAAUUUUGCUAAGCUUCAAACGCUUAGACAAGGUUCUAAGUCCGUUGAGGAAUACAACCGGGAGUUUGAAGAGCUCUUGCUGAGAUGUGACUUGCAAGAAGAUGAUGAACAAACCUUUGUUCGUUACCUAUUCGGCUUAAACCUGCAAAUAGCCAACACGGUGGAGUUGCAAAGUUACGACUCUCUUGAAGAACUCAUGAAGUUGGCCCUCAAAGUUGAAGCUCAACAUAAGAAAUCCAAAGCCUUUUUCUCCAAAAAUAACACCCCUUCCCCACGCCCCUACUCCUCCACAUCCAAACCACCUUACCCUUCAUCAAAAUUACCUUACACUACCCCCAAAAAUCCCACUACUGCCCACGGCACAAACCCCUCCUCCUCCUCCCAAUCUACCUCAAGAAACCCCUCCUCCUCUUUCACACCCCGGGAUGAUCCCACCAAGAAAGCACCUGAGCUGUACAAGGAAGAUGAAGACUUCAAGGACACUUAUUCUAAGUGCCUCAUUCGGCCCUAUGGAGAUUUUCUUGUCAAAGACGGUUAUCUCUUCCGUGGUAACCAACUGUGCGUCCCGCAAUGCAUGGUCAGUGAUUACUGGGCACAUAGCCCUAGAACAGGAGGAAUGACUGGCUUUGCUAGUAAACUUAAGGGUUUGAAACCUGUUCUGGCCCACUGGAGCAAGAAUCAUUUUGGCAACAUUUUUAAGGAGGUUAAGGAUAAUGAAAUUAAAGCAGCCAGAGCCCAAGAGGAUUUUGAAAAUGACCCAACAGAGAAAAAGAGAGCUGAGGCUAAUCUAGCCUCAGCUAAUCUGAUCCUUAGCCUUAACAAAGAAGUAGACUUCUGGAAACAAAAGGCUAACAUCAAGUGGAUGUCAGAAGGAAAUUGCAAUUCCAAAUUUUUUCAUUCAUUUGUCAAAAGCAAAAGAAGAAAACUUGCAAUCAAAACAAUCCAUGAUGAUCUAGGCAACAUUUUGACAACCCAAGAGGAUAUUUGCAGAGAGGCUAUUCACUAUUUUUCUAAUUGCUACACCACAGUCACUCAGUCAGAUGAAACCAUUAUUUCUCAAUUCAUUGAUCAAGUCAUUUAUGACAGAGACAAUCAACUCAUCUGCUCUCUUCCAUCUGAAGCUGAAAUUUAUAAAGCUAUUUUGAAUCUUAAUCCUGAUAGUGCAGCUAGCCCGGAUGGUUUCAAUGGAUAUUUCUUUAGAAUUUGCUGGAACAUUAUCAAGGUGGAUGUCAUUCUUGCCUGUCAGGAAUUCUUCUUGGGAUUUCCAGUCCCCAGAUCAUUUGGUAGCACAUUUAUUACCCUCAUUGCCAAGAUUGAAGAUCCGAAAGGGUUUGGAGACUACAAACCCAUAUCCCUCUCUUCCUUCAUGAGCAAAUCUAAUACAAAGAUCCUAGCUACCAGAUUGGCCACACUGCUUCCCAAAUUUAUCUCAGAAGAGCAGACAGGAUUUCAAAAGAACAAGGGUGUUGAGGAACAGAUUCUAUUGGCUGAAGAAAUGGUGCACAUGCUAGAUAAAGAGGUCAGAGGGGACAAUUGCAUUGUCAAGUUGGAUAUGGCAAAAGCCUUUGAUAGGGUGGAGUGGAGCUAUCUUAUUAAAAUUUUGGACAAACUUGGGUUCAACUUACACUCACAAAAGCUGUUAAUGGCCAAUCUAGUAGGUUUACAUCUCUCUAUUCUUAUAAAUGGCUCACCUGCUGGUUUCUUUCAAAUGAAGAGAGGGGUGAAACAAGGUGAUCCUCUCUCACCUCUUCUCUUUUUGAUUAGCAGUGAGGGCUUCACAAGAAUGAUCAACCUACACAUGAACUCCACCUAUCUGGGCAGCUACAACACAGGCAAUCACCCAUUGAUAAGCCACUUGGCUUUUGCAGAUGACCUAGUGGUUUUCCUCAAUGGGGACACUAGGAACUUGAAAAAAUUUAGAAGGAUUUUAGAGGUCUAUCAGAAAGGGUCUGGGCAACAAGUGAACCUUAACAAGAGCAGCUUUUAUACUGGGAAGAAGGUCAACCAAACUAAAAUUGCUUCAAUGUUCAGAAGUCUAUGUAUGGAUCAUGGGACACUCCCCUUAUUUAGAGAGAGACUAGAAGCUGAGGAUAAAGCUGAUAAAAUAGUCAAUGAUCUCCGCAAGGCUAUUGAGCUUAAACGCUCCCUCCAACCUCAAGAUCCACAAUUGGAGGAAGUUAAUGCUCAAAAAGAGGCUCUAGAACCUAAGACCAACCCUGAACCAUCCAACCAUCAGGUGCCAGUUCUAGAAGAUUCACCAAGUUCUACACUUUCACAUAAACCCGAGAGCAUAACAACUCUUGCUGGGGCUACUGUGGUGAUGUUACCCGAAUACCCUCCAAGCCAAGUCUCAACCGGCACAGUCGUACAUGAGGUGGAACCAACUGAGGAACUUGACUCAGAACCACCUAUGCUUAUUCAAGAACAGAAGGAGGAGGAAGUUUUGCCUAUGGCAAUAAACGACCAUAUCCUUAAUUGUGUUGAAGACACACCUCCAGAGGAACCUGUUCUGGAGAAGAUAGAGCCCACUACCUACCCCCAAGAUUCCAACGUUCAAGAGUAUAAGGAGGAAUCUAUAGACGAAGAAAUACCUAGCACAGAGGAACCAAUAACGUCUAUAGAUAAUCAUGCCUCAUCAGAAGACUUAGACCAAACUUUCUUUGUCUCCCUACUUGACGGGUGUGACUUUGUAUGCCCGAAGGAUAGUUGGAGCCAAAAGAGUUGGGAUGAACUUCUGGUAAGUGACACUGAAGACUCAUCCAUGGGGGAAAGCAUAGUCGUAAUCAUCAAACCACAAAUGGAUGGUCAGCCUGUUGAAGAUAAGGAAAAAAUCAAUCUCGCUAUGAAGGCCAAUGAUGUGGAUCAAUUGAGGAGACUUCCGCCACCACCCACCUAUCUAGAGUCUCCUCCUUUUAUCCUGUUGCCGCCAAGCCGCAGGGAUGAGUCAAGGAUCCUGGACCAUGACCGAGCAACAAAUCAAACAAGGUGGCACCAGAAGAGAGUCAGAAGGGCCAAACUUUAUGACUCUCGGAUCGGGAAGUCGCGGAAAAAGUGGGGCAUACCUUACAGUGGGAGCGAAGAAGAUGUCUCACCUGGGGAAAGCACAAGUAGAGGGACCAAGAUCAAGACAAUCUUUAACCCUAAACCAACACGUCAUGGAAUGGAACUUAUCCCACAGAAGAAGGACACUCAAAGUAACCAACAAUUAACUGCUGCCGUCCAAACACUUCUCGAGAAAAUGCAGUCCCUUGAAACCUCCAUUAACAUGACCCGUUCCAACGACUCGUCUGGGUCAUCCACUCAUCACCGCACAUCGCCGUUCACUCAUGUCGGCAAUAGUCAACCCCAAACCAAACUGUUUUUUCUAAAGUUUACCGGAGAUGAUCCGAUUGGAUGGCUUUACUUAUCAGAGCAAUACUUCGAGUUUGCCAAGAUUCCUGUUGAUCAACAAGUCUCCUUAGCCUCAUUUCACAUGGAGGGCAUUGCCCUACAGUGGUACAGGUGGUAUACAAAGUUCAAAGGACCACUCACCUGGGGGGAACUCACUCAAGCAGUUUUGCAGCGCUUCGGCCCGACCGAUUUUGAAGACCCGUCUGGAGCACUCUCUCACCUGACACAGACAACUACAGUUGCUGCCUACACAGAGUCAUUCGAACAGCUCUCCCAUCGUGUCGAUGGCCUUCCGGAACCCUUUCUUAUCGGUUGCUAUAUAGCCGGUUUGAAGGAGGAGAUACGAUAUGAUGUUAAAGUAAAGAAACCCAAGAAUCUCUCUGAAGCCAUAGGUGUAGCCCGCGUAAUUGAAGAAAAGAACAACACUCAAAGAAGGCAGCCCUCAAACAAUCGCUUCACACCCGCCGGCUCAUCUGCACGUUCAAACCCCGUCCAGCCCUGGACUAUUGGGCCCGCAUCCGAAUGCACAAUCACCAGCCAAGCCUGCUGCCCCCUCUCAAAAUCCAGUACCAUGCAUCCACAGACAAUUAGGCUCAUGGGGAAAAUCGGGAACAAACAAGUUAUGGUCCUUGUUGACGGGGGAAGCACCCAUAAUUUCAUUGAACAUUCCUUGGUUACCAGGUUCGGACUCGUAAUCAAUCGGGAGGAAAUGUUUGAGGUCAUGGUGGCUAAUAGGGAACGGAUUUCAUGUGUCGGUCUAGUCCGAGACCUCACAUUAACCGUGCAAGGCUAUAACAUCACUACCGACUACUACGUUCUACCAGUAGCUGCAUGCCAGAUAGUUCUUGGGGUUCAAUGGAUGAAGACACUUGGGCCAGUCGAAUUGGACUAUCAACGUCUCACUUUGCGGUUCAAGAUUGGGGACUCAUCCCAUUCGUUAGAAGGCAUCAAGCAACCCAACUCAACUGAAGCCUUGACAGAUAAGGAACUUCAAAGUUUGCAUGGAAUGGGAGAAUUUGGAGCUACAACAGCUUCUGGCCGACUUUAAGGGAGUUUUCCAGCCCCCCUCUUCAUUACCCCCACACCGCAGGCAUGACCACCGGAUUAUAUUAAAACCCAAUGCUGGUCCGGUUA
Messenger RNA from Cuscuta campestris, 5085 nucleotides. NCBI's taxonomy places the organism in Eukaryota, Viridiplantae, Streptophyta, Magnoliopsida, Solanales, Convolvulaceae. The record is from the annotation of a GenBank genome assembly.